GCUAAAUACCGACUCUGUGGUUUGCUAGCACAGAAACAACUGUUUUUAUUUAGAGUUGUUCAGUCGGUUCAGAAAUGCAGCGCUCUGAUUGGCUGUUGAGAUAGCGUCACAUCAGCGUCAUAUCAGCGUCGUAUCAUUGGUUAAAAAAAGGCGCGAGGAUGUGGUCUGCUCUUGCGCGCGCCCUUUAAAUGCGCGUGAGCAGAAGGAGAUUAGCGCGGGAAUCUUGGCGGCGACUCUGUAAAAUGCCGUGCUCAGAAGUGACAGACGCGACCUCAGUGUCCCCUAUGAAGAAGAGCAGGACUGAGGAGAUGAAUGAAAAUAGCGGUAGCAUCGUGCUAAAGUUCGCUAAACUGUCUGAACACGCCACAACACCGACCAGAGGCUCUGCUAAAGCCGCCGGAUACGACCUGUACAGUGCGUAUGAUUACACCAUUGCGCCGAUGGACAAGGCCAUCGUGAAGACGGACAUCCAGAUCGCUGUUCCUGCAGGAUGCUACGGCCGAGUGGCUCCUCGCUCAGGUCUGGCAGCGAAGCACUUUAUCGAUGUUGGAGCCGGCGUGGUGGAUGAGGACUACAGAGGAAACGUUGGAGUCGUGCUGUUCAACUUCGGCAAGGAGACGUUUGAAGUGAAAAAAGGAGACCGAGUGGCUCAGCUAGUGUGUGAGCGGAUCUGCUAUCCUGACCUACAGGAGCUCAAGAGUCUGGAUGAGACGGAGAGGGGCGCUGGGGGAUUCGGCUCCACUGGGAGGAACUGAAACUGCUGCUCUUUUACUUUUCUUUGUUUAAAUAAAACUUUUUUUUGUAAUAAAUCUGUUACAGACGUCGUGUGGUCACCAAAUGAGUUUAGUGCUGGUGUUCUGCUUUAGGCCACCAGGUGGUGCUGCUAGUAGUGUUAGCUUAAAUUCACUUCCUACGAAAUGUUACACUCUUAUUCCGCUCGUUCAGCUACUGUAGCGUUAAAUAUUAUUUGGUUCCACAUCUGAGGGACUGGAUAACUUUUUAAAAUUAGGACACCCCAUUAAAUAUUCAGUUCUUUAUUAAUAAAUGUCAACAUGUCAA
Molecule: messenger RNA, 1059 nt
Organism: Pangasianodon hypophthalmus (striped catfish)
Lineage: Eukaryota; Metazoa; Chordata; Actinopteri; Siluriformes; Pangasiidae
Gene: dut
Product: deoxyuridine triphosphatase
Exons: 7
Coding region: 189-755 (188 amino acids)
Biological process (GO): dUTP catabolic process; dUMP biosynthetic process
Molecular function (GO): dUTP diphosphatase activity; magnesium ion binding
Source: RefSeq, a predicted model, not a curated record